AUGUUGUUUAGAUCGUUUUUUUUAAAUAUUUUUCUGACAGUUGCACGGACUCACAAUUAUUUUACCGAAUGUAAACGUUGUCACGAGGAGGGAACUGAGAGAUGUGAGCGACUGAACGUUACAGGGUUUGAGUUUUCUUCCCGCUGUAUUUGUAUAUAUGGUUACGUCGGUCUUUACUGCCAACACUACGGAUGUCGCCAUGACGAGACCUGCUUUAAUAACGGUACGUGUGACGCUAGCGACAUCAACACAGAUGGGAUCUGCCGUUGUCCGCCUAAAUGGUCCGGAAGUAAAUGUCAAUAUGGAAUCUAUCGGUUUGGGUGGGACAUAGACACAGAAAAGGAUUUCGUCAAAACCGGAAAUAUUACCUUCCAUCCAGACGGACAGGAUGGCACUGUGCACCACGGCCGGAUUAUAAGGGGCGAGAAGUUUGAGCUGACCAUCUACGGAAUAGGAAAAAGAUACGACAGUAAGACUUCAAUUACCAAGAUUAACUUUAAUUUGACAAAAGGAAAAAAGUGUUUAAUGGAUUCCUAA
This is a messenger RNA of Saccostrea cuccullata (small rock oyster), 537 nucleotides long. RefSeq lists its product as uncharacterized. The record is from RefSeq and is a predicted model, not a curated record. The transcript is spliced from 3 exons. Bases 1 to 537 code for a protein of 178 amino acids. NCBI's taxonomy places the organism in Eukaryota, Metazoa, Mollusca, Bivalvia, Ostreida, Ostreidae.